GUAUAUUGCAAUUUUGAUACUAUAACACAACGAUGAUUUCAUUGAUUGUCCUUACUAAAACUGAAAUCUUGAUUAAAAAAUAUCAGGCGACGAUUAAAUUGCCGCCUCUAAUAAAUGGAAUAUUGCAAACUCAUGAUUCAUGAAAUGCUUUUUGUAUUCCCUUUAGUUAAGUUACUGAUGAAUCUGUUAAUACAAGGAACGUUAAUGCAUUUAGAUUUUCACAUUUCAUAUUGGAAAGGAAAAUGCGGGGUUUUCCAGAUUUAAUACACAAAGUAAAUCCUCCUAGUAAUUAUCUUUAAUGUACCACUUUUUAAGGAUAAUAUAUGUAGAUUUCUUGCUAUAUAUAUUCACAUCUCAUUAUUAGGCCUUACUUAUAAGAAUCUGUUCACAUUCUUCACAGAGGAAAGUAAAUCAUGUUUGCCAAGAAACCAGAAUCAAAGUUUGGGUGCUUUUUUAACAUAUUUGGUGUUCUUCGGUCUCGUUCUUCAAGAUGGCGAAAAGCUUCGAAGUGGUAAGAAUCUUGGUUUACUUGCUUUACACGGUUAAGAUUUCGUUUUUGUUUCGAGUUUUUUUUAAUUAAUUAAUCUGUCUUGUUUGCAGCAAACUCUAUAUCCAAAAUCUGUUAUGUUCUGUUAACUUACAUCGGAAUAGAAGAGAGUGUAUGGUCAGACAAUCACGGUCCGAUAUCGCUCAGCUCCUUUCUUAUGGUCGCUAUUCAGAAGCUCUUCCUAAGGCGAAGCAAUUCUAUGAAGAUGAGAGAAGGUUAUCGGCAUAUGAUCAGGUUGAGCUCUUCUGCACAACCAUCUUGCAGAAUAUAUCUUCUUUGAAAUAUGAAAACAAUGUUGAUCUGUUACCGGAAGAAACUAAAAAAGCAAUGGCCGGAAUUAUAUUUGCUGCAUCAAGAAUUGGCGAGCUUGAGGAUCUUCAACACAUAAGGAGCUUCUUCGUUCAAAGAUUUGGGCUUAAGUUUGAUAAAGAGUGUGUAGAUUUGCGCCAAGGAAACGUCGUGGGUUUUGAGAUAGUCAAGAUUCUAAACACGAAUAUGCGGGGAGAUGAAAUUACACAUAUUGUAAGGGAACUUUCUCAUAAGUACAAAACCAACAUCACUACUUCUACGGAUUCAAUAAGUGAAGAUUUGGCUUCAAGUGACGAUCUCGGCAUUGCCGAUUCUGAUGCGAUGAAGGUUGAGAAAAUGAAAAGGGCUCUUCGGAGAAAGAAAGUUAUGAAGGAGAAUUCUAAGUUUUUGCAUCCAAAUCUUAGAGAGUCUCAGGGAAGAGAUCGAUCAUUCAGAAGAUAA
Messenger RNA from Arabidopsis thaliana (thale cress), 1297 nucleotides. RefSeq names its product Regulator of Vps4 activity in the MVB pathway protein. The transcript is spliced from 3 exons. The coding region runs from base 662 to 1297 and encodes 211 amino acids. Gene Ontology annotation, biological process: protein transport. The record is from RefSeq and is marked reviewed. Lineage: Eukaryota; Viridiplantae; Streptophyta; Magnoliopsida; Brassicales; Brassicaceae.